AUGCGCCAGCUUUUUGCUGCCUUUGCUCCUGCGCGUUCGCCGUGUGGGGCGGGGAGUUGUGGCUGAGGCAAGAUGGCGGUGGUAGCUCGGUGCUCUAGGUCUUCUCGCGGCCUUUUGCUGCCAAGGGCAGGCUCUGGCAUUUCUGCAUUAUCCGCGGUGCCAUCUGUGUUGCAGCAGCAGCACCACCAAGUUCAUCACGCAGUGAUCCCUCAUGGGAGAAGUGGACGAUCCUCUGUUAGUGGCAUUGUGGCCACUGUCUUUGGAGCUACAGGUUUCCUGGGGCGUUAUGUUGUCAAUCGUUUAGGUCGCAUCGGAUCUCAAGUAAUCAUACCUUAUCGCUGUGAUCAGUAUGACCUCAUGUAUCUGCGACAGAUGGGUGACCUGGGGCAACUUCUCUUCUUAGAGUGGGACUGUAAGGACAAAGAUUCUACCCGAAGAGCCUUGGAGCACAGCAAUGUGGUCAUUAAUCUUGUUGGAAAGGAAUGGGAAACAAAAAACUUCAGUUUUGAAGAUGAAUUUGUAAAUAUUCCUAGAAGUAUUGCCCGGAUAACUAGAGAGGCUGGUGUGGAAACACUCAUUCAUAUCUCUCACCUAAAUGCUAGCAUGAAGAGUCCUUCCAAAUACCUCAGGAGUAAAGCUGUUGGAGAGAAAGCAGUAAGGGAAGAAUUUCCAGACGCUGUAAUUAUGAAGCCCUCUGAGAUGUUCGGGAGAGAGGACCGAUUUCUCAAUCAUUAUGCGAACAUGCGCUGGUUUGGUGGUGUGCCUCUUAUUUCUUUUGGCAAAAAAACAGUGAAGCAACCAGUAUAUGUGGUUGAUGUAGCAAAGGCAAUUGUUAAGGCAAUUAAGGAUCCUGAUGCUAAAGGAAAAACAUAUGCCUUGGCUGGACCCAAUAGGUACCUGCUGUAUGACAUGGUAGAAUACAUCUAUGCAGUUGCUUUUCGAACAUAUUUUCCGUAUCCGCUUCCACGUCCUCUGUAUCAUUUAAUUGCAAGAAUCUUUGAGAUCAGUCCAUUUGAGCCAUGGUUAACUCGAGACAAAGUAGACCGAUUUCACACAACAGACAUGAUAUUGCCUGAUCUCCCUGGUUUUGAAGAUUUGGGUAUUCAACCAGCAUCUCUAGAGCAAAAAGCAAUUGAAGUUCUUCGCCGUCACCGCAGAUACCGCUGGUUGGAUGCCGAGCUGGAGGAAGCAAAACCAGCCAAGACAUAUCCCAUGUAACAGUUGCUUGAGUGUUUACUUAACACUUCUUAAACUGUCUCUGUAUGACCUAGCUUUUGGAGAACUAUGUACAUACUAAGUAAAAUAUUGUAAUCAUGUGAACUGUC
Molecule: messenger RNA, 1325 nt
Organism: Coturnix japonica (Japanese quail)
Lineage: Eukaryota; Metazoa; Chordata; Aves; Galliformes; Phasianidae
Gene: NDUFA9
Product: NADH:ubiquinone oxidoreductase subunit A9
Cellular component (GO): mitochondrion
Molecular function (GO): protein-containing complex binding
Source: RefSeq, a predicted model, not a curated record